Molecule: messenger RNA, 2316 nt
Organism: Ctenopharyngodon idella (grass carp)
Lineage: Eukaryota; Metazoa; Chordata; Actinopteri; Cypriniformes; Xenocyprididae
Gene: serbp1a
Product: SERPINE1 mRNA binding protein 1a
Exons: 8
Coding region: 103-1251 (382 amino acids)
Cellular component (GO): cytoplasm; nucleus
Molecular function (GO): mRNA 3'-UTR binding
Source: RefSeq, a predicted model, not a curated record
GAGAAGCAUGAGUCUUUUCUAGCCAUCUUGUGGCAUCUAGCAGCGAAGCGCUCGCACAAGCCCCGUAGAAUCGGAGGAGAAUCCUGCUGAAAGGGGGCCAUCAUGCCCGGACAUCUGCAAGAAGGUUUCGGCUGUGUCGUAACCAAUCGGUUCGACCAGCUAUUUGAUGAUGAAGAGGAUCCGUUUGAGGUGUUAAAGCUGGCAGAAAAGAAGAAGAAGGACGCGACCGCUCCUGGUGCCGCCAAGACCGCCGCGCAGACUGCAAAGCAGCUCAAAAAGGAGACACAGAAAGACAGGAAAGUCCCGCUUCCCGAUAAGAAGGAAGAGACACAAGCUCCCGUUCCUCUCAAGAAAGAUGGCAUGAGGAAAGUGGGCCGCCGACCGGAGCAGCCGGCUCAGCCAGGACCCCAGCAGCAGGGAGGUCAGGGGGAGGGUCGUCCACCAGCUGACAGGCGGCCUGACAGGAGGCCACCACGCGAACGACGCUUUGACAAACCUGCUGAUGAAAAACCUGCUGAGGGUGGAGAGUUCUCGGUGGAAAAGUCUGUCAGUGACAGGCCGUUCCGGGGUCGUGGAGGUGCCAGAGGAGGGCGCGGAGGCCGGGGCAGAGGUGUUGGCAGGACUGAUGGCUUUGACUCACGCGGCAAACGCGAGUUUGACAGACACAGCGGCAGCGACCGAUCCAGCCUGAGAGCAGAAGAAAAACGUGGAGGGAGUGGAUCUCAUAACUGGGGCACUGUUAAGGAUGAGUUGAGUGAGCUUGACCAAUCAAAUGUCACCGAGGACACCCCUGAAGGAGAGGAGCAUCCACCUGCUGACUCAGAGAACAAGGAGAAUGAGGUUGAGGAAGUUAAAGAAGAAGGCCCUAAGGAGAUGACUCUGGAUGAAUGGAAAGCCCAACAGGAUAAAGAGAGAGCCAAAGUGGAAUUCAACAUUCGUAAAGCCAAUGAAGGAACUGAUUGGAAGAAAGGAUAUGUUCUGCACAAGUCCAAGGCUGAGGAUGCCUCUGCUGAUGAUGAUGCUGCUGGGGAUCACCACUUCCGCAGGCCAGCUAAUGACAUUACGUCCCAGCUGGAGAUUAACUUUGGGGACCUGGGCCGCCCAGGGCGUGGUCGUGGGGGACCACGAGGUGGCAGAGGAGGCCGUGGGGCCACUGCUACCAGACCACCUCGUGAACGCAGGCCAGACAAGGCUGGUGGAGUGUCUGUCCCUAACGUGGACGACCCAGAGGCUUUCCCAGCCCUGGCUUAAGCUGCCCAGAUGCCACUCGGCUCACCCCAGAGGAACACUCCUCCACGGGUCCUUGUCUACGAGGCUUGCAUGCUAAUGGAUCCUUCAGCAGAUGAAAUGAUGGAAGACUGUCAUCCAUGCCAUUCACCCCUGAGGACUGAAUUUUACCUGUUUUAGAAAAAAAAGAUGGAAAAAUAAAAAAACAAAACAAAAAAAAACAAAGGACGGACUUCUUGCUAUUCUGAAGCAAAUUAUUGGUUGAGGUUUUGUAUUUAGAAAUAAGGUAGCAGGGAUGUUUUCAUACAGUGUUUCUUUUAUUGUAUUUUUUUGUUUUGUUUGUUUUUUUGUUUUUUUUUCCAGCAAUUAUGCAUUGUUCAUGGAUACUUUUUGUACUGCUGCUUGAAAAUAUGCAUUUCCAAAAAUAGGUGUGAAGAGCACACCAGUUUAUCUUAAGGUGUCCCGUAGCUUGCUUGCUUUUUACACACAAAAUGCCUCGAAACAGAGCAGCCCUUUUCAGAGACAAGAUCUACCAGUUAGUCUUAAUUUUUAAAGGUUACUGUAUUUCUAUGGGAAAUAACGGGGCAUUUUGGUUCUGGUCAUUGUUAUUAAACAUCUCAAAUGCCUGAAAGAGGGCCUUAAAACAGAAUCUGCGAUCAUUGCAAUUAAAUGUACAAUUUAUGAUUGAUAACUUAAUUAGAAGAUGUAAUUCAGAUGAUUAAGUUGCACUCGCCACAGAUAGUGUCUUUUAUCGAAUGACCACUGUAAAGUUCAAAAUGGUAUCUUUUGACACCAUUGACUCUGGUAACUCAGGAUAGUAUCAUACUUGUUACGCAAAGUUCUAGUGUAAAUACAAGCAAGUUUACACACCGCACUCUUGUUUACUGAAAAAUGUGAGCCAGGUUAUGGAUAAAUCCUUUUAGAAAUGACAUUUUCUUUCUGCCCCAUUGCUUUUACAACAGCUCUACUGCAUAAUUGAUCUGAAAGAAACACCAUCCUGUUCAGUGUGGAACAGCGGAGUGCUAUGAUGUGUGAAUUCCUACCCUGCUAUUAGACCUCUGUCAAUAAUUAAAAGAUGGUCGAUUCAUA